AUGGACUUGCUUUCCUUCCUUCAGAUGUGGUUCAUCACAUUUGGCGCGACAUUUCGGUGCUGUCAUGCGAAUAAUCUGGAAGUUAUACACCAAUUUUGGAAGCAACUGUACAGCCAGCUGCCAGAUCCGGCUCUUCCAAACCGGCUUUCAAAUGGGCAGCAAGUGGGAGUGAAAAUUUCAGUUGCAAUCGAUAGUGCGGAAUUCGGACACACUUAUGAUGACUAUGUGUGCCGAGCGACCGUGCGCCUCGUGGCCAGUUGGCCGAUAAUGGACACCAAGAUCUCCGACAGCACCUUGGUCCGCAUGGCAGGAGGUUCGGUAUUGUUGGACGCCGAGCGGGUCUGGAGGCCGCGGGUGAUGGUAUCUGGAGCUCGUCACAUAAGUCUCUUCUCUCGUCGCCUCGAGUUGCAGUCCUUCGUCAAGUCUAGUCCUCCUCACCGUGUUCUUUUGCAGAAUCCAGACCCGGAGUACGCCGCGAGCAGCGAGGCAGCUGCUACUCAAAGCACCUCCAGUAGGCGACCAAUCUACGUCAUGUCCGAAAUAUUCAACGUAGAGGUUCUCUGCUCAACGCCGAACAUAAAGAACUAUCUUGGGGCGAUCCAUUGCCCAAUAAUCUUCCACCAAGAAACAUUUCAUCGCGAGAACUCUGAUUACGUUUGGCAGGACAGAACAACUUGCACAUUGUCACCAAAAGCGGCUGAAAAGAUAGCCUAUGUAACGGUGUCAACUGUGGAAUCUGACAAGUCGGUCUCUGGAGGGCCCCAGUCAAGUCUAGCAAUAAAUCUAUGUUUCAAUCCAACCACUCUGGUCCUUCGCGCCGCAUUUCCGGCGCUUAUGUUCACUCUCCUCUCCUUCAUCUUGCUCUGGUCCCUACCCUGCAAUCCACAGCUAAUUUCCAUUGCGCAGGGCGGUCUAAAUCUGCUCUGCCUAGCAACCUGGACCCACUUUGCAGGGGUCGUUCCGACUCGUUUCACUCUUGUCGAUGCUUGGUUCAUCCUCUGCUUCGUUUUCAUCAGUGUUGCCUUCUUCAUCACGCUCUACGAGCAUCGUCGGCUAGAUAGGCUAGCGAAGACACGGCAGAUUCAGCAGCAGAGACGCAUCUACUCGGCACUGAGCACGGCGGCGUUCUCUGUGUCCAAAAUGGCCCCCUGUGGGGCGGCUGGGGGCGGCGGCGGCAGCGGGGGCUCUACAUGUGGAUGUGGCGGCUGCAGCUGCGCUGGGGGAUUCUGCGGUGCCGGUGGAGGCUUCAUCGGUCUCGGCAACGGACAGGCUAAUCCCAUGAGUAGUGGGGGCUCGCCUCCUCCUAUCGGAUUGAUGCACCAACCUUCACCUGUCACUAUGCCGACUAAAUUGGAUAUCUGCAACGAGGCGUAUUUUCGGUCCGCAAGUUCCGAACUUAGCAAGGAUUCGUCGGCUAUAGUGAGCCUAGGGACAGCCUUGCGACUGCGCUGUGCCAAGAACGGAGGUCUCAGUGUUUUCGAGCCCACCGACUCUAACCUCGGACUAAUGAAGAGUCAGUAUGUUUCGAGCUCGACUCCUGGUGCACCGACCGCACUGAGUGGGAGUUUGUUGCAGCCACUGGGGCCCAUACUGCCAAGCUAUUGCACCACGGUGAUCGCCGUCGCACUGCCUAUCAUGUAUAUACUCGCCGUCAUCAUAUUCUGGGGAUUUUUUGGAGCCCAAGGAACCGUGCCUAAGGACUGUCUAGUAGGCAGCAUAACCUGCCAGACAGUGGACAGUGACUAA
Messenger RNA from Echinococcus granulosus, 1746 nucleotides. RefSeq lists its product as hypothetical. NCBI's taxonomy places the organism in Eukaryota, Metazoa, Platyhelminthes, Cestoda, Cyclophyllidea, Taeniidae. The record is from RefSeq and is a predicted model, not a curated record. The transcript has 8 exons. The coding region runs from base 1 to 1746 and encodes 581 amino acids.